GUGAAUAAGAAUAACUUACCUUAUUCUCUUAUAACCUUAAAAUUGAAGUAAAGUACUCAGUAGAAAGACUAGACUGUGAUAAACUAUACCAUAUUUCAUUUAUCACUUUACUUCAUACCUUAUUAGUACUGUAAAUAAUAAAUAUUUGUGAUAAGCUUUGAAACAAUCAAUCAAAAUGGCAUUUACCUGGUGCUCGGACUAUCCAGACCUGCAACUAGUCUGCAGGGCACAUGGUCGCUUUGAACUCAGCGACCCAGAUCGCUAUUGUAUCAAGAUCAUCCCUAGUGUCACCCAACAAGGCCCACAAUGCGGACUUGUCGCCUUGGCAAUGUGCACUGCCACCCCGUCAAAAGAAAAAGUAGCGGAGAUAUUCACCUAUGCCAAUAAGGAAGGGAUGACUAACCUUGGUGAGAUGUUCAGUGUGGACUACAUGUACUCACUGGCAAUGAGGUUCAUCCCUGAGAGUACAAUCGAGAUACACGCCGGGUCUUUGAACGUACCAAAACUCGUUGAUUUUCUUAUGUCUGGCGGUACAUUAUUAGUACCCUAUGAUUGCGACAAAAACCACACGCCAAUCAUGAAGGGUGGGUUUAAAGCGCACUGGGCAAUAGUUUUCGGGAUCGUAGAGAGCUAUGCGGGGUUGUUUGUAAUUGCGAAACAAGGGAAGAGUUUGAAUGUUCAUAUUUGGGACUUAGAGGAACUAUCACAGAGUAAUCAACAGUUGAGGGAGUACGAGAAUGAGAAAAGUGAGUUCGGGUUCAAAUACGUCAUGCCGGAGGGUGGAAUGGGAGGGUUAAAUGGAUUGUGUAAUCGUUGUGUUAUGAUUUAUCCUAAUGAAACGACCAAGUGUUAUACUUCUGUGGGUAAUUCAUGACAGGUUCCUUAUUAUAACGAUUCAAUGAUAUUUUAAUACUAAAAUUUAUGUUGUAUUUAUUUAUUAUGUUAUAUAUGAGUUUAUUUAUAAAAAAUAAAGCUUUAAUGUAAAAAUUUUAA
Molecule: messenger RNA, 993 nt
Organism: Dalotia coriaria
Lineage: Eukaryota; Metazoa; Arthropoda; Insecta; Coleoptera; Staphylinidae
Product: actin maturation protease
Exons: 1
Coding region: 176-874 (232 amino acids)
Source: RefSeq, a predicted model, not a curated record